AUGAGCGGUGGAGGCAGUCGCCGCGGUGGUGGCGGGGAAGGAGACAUUCAUGCGGCGGCGAGGUCCGGUGAUCUUACUGCACUUCAGUUACUCCUCGGCUCAAAUCCGCUGGCUAUUAACUCUAGAGAUAAGCACUCUAGAACCCCCUUGCAUUUGGCAGCAUGGGCAGGGCAUGCACAGGUAGUAAGUUAUCUCUGCAAGCAUAAGGCUGAUGUUGGUGCUGCUGCCAUGGAUGACAUGGGAGCAAUUCACUUUGCGGCCCAAAAGGGUCAUUUAGAGGCUGUCCGCAGUCUGGUUCAAUCAGGAGCUUCCAUCAAAGCAUUCACGAGAAAGGGACUUACUCCACUCCACUACGCUAUCCAAGGUUCACACCUGGAGCUAGUCAAGUAUUUGAUUAAAAAAGGUGCAGACCUUAACGUGAAGACGAAGGCUGGAAGGACCCCUCUAGAUAUUGCGGAAAAAGAGGAUAUACGCUUGUUCCUUGAAGAAUCCGAACGUUCCUCAAAGACAGAGAACACAAAUCCUAAAAUGAAGGCUGGUGGCCAGUCAGAUUCCGAGCCAUUGGCUGAAAAAGAUAAACCAGACGAAUCCAAUCCCGAAGCUGCUGCUGCUGCUGCUGCUGCCAGUGAGCAAGAUGAGGAGGGGCAAGAAGAAGGGGUUAAGAGGAAAGUUGAAUCCAAGGGAGAUAAAGGGGAAGCUGCAGUGCAUCCUGUGACAAAACGCCCGCGAGUAGCACUUAACCAUCUUCACACUGCGGAUGACACUGAAGAAGAGGAGACCUAG
Linum trigynum is the source of this 783-nucleotide messenger RNA. Lineage: Eukaryota; Viridiplantae; Streptophyta; Magnoliopsida; Malpighiales; Linaceae. The record is from the annotation of a GenBank genome assembly.